Lepidothrix coronata (blue-crowned manakin) is the source of this 619-nucleotide messenger RNA. RefSeq names its product solute carrier family 30 member 10 (gene SLC30A10). The record is from RefSeq and is a predicted model, not a curated record. Gene Ontology annotation, molecular function: zinc ion transmembrane transporter activity. NCBI's taxonomy places the organism in Eukaryota, Metazoa, Chordata, Aves, Passeriformes, Pipridae. The transcript has a single exon. The coding region runs from base 1 to 453 and encodes 150 amino acids. Gene Ontology annotation, biological process: detoxification of zinc ion; intracellular zinc ion homeostasis; zinc ion transmembrane transport. Gene Ontology annotation, cellular component: membrane.
AUGGGCCGCUACUCGGGCCGGAGCAUGAGGCUCAUCGCCAUGUGUGUGCUGAGCCUUGUCAUUUUUGCUGUUGAGAUCUCCGUAGCCUACGUGGGCAAUUCUCUUUCCUUAGCCUCAGAUGCCUUUGCUGUUCUCUCUCACCUGAUCUCCAUGAUCAUCGGUUUGUUCGGCGUCAGGUUCAGCCGCAUCAAGUGGCACAAGGACAGCACUUUCGGCUUCAGCCGAGCAGACGUGCUGGGAGCUUUUGGCAACUCUGUUUUUGCCACUGCUCUGAUGUUCAGCAUCUUCGUUGAGGCUAUCAAGAGGUUUAUCAAUCCUCAGAAGACUGAGAAAGUACUGCUCGUCCUCAUUAUCGGGGUUUCAGGUCUACUCCUCAAUGUGUUAAACUACGUUAUCUUCAUGGACUGCUGUUAUUGUCGUGCAUCCCGCGGAGACACUGAAACAGGUAAAUAGCCUCAUGCGGUUCCUCAGCGUUCCCAGCCCUCUACAGUUCUGCUUAAUGACUCUUAUAAAGACUGUUUACUGCUUCUCUGAGAUGGGCAUGUAAAACAUAGUUUUCUUCAUUCUUUUGUUAGUGAGGGUAGUGGAUUUUGUGCCUGAACCCAUGCAUGUUUCCAGU